This is a messenger RNA of Amborella trichopoda, 1310 nucleotides long. The record is from RefSeq and is a predicted model, not a curated record. Lineage: Eukaryota; Viridiplantae; Streptophyta; Magnoliopsida; Amborellales; Amborellaceae.
UUGGGUUUCGUUUGGACAGCGAAUGGUAUGGGGAUCUGACCACCCUAAAGCCAGGACGACGAUGACCUUCACUGUUUUGUCCCCAUUCGACCAAAUGCCUCAUCUUCACGCCUGUUAACACCUCUCUCCUCAUCUUCACGCCUAUAACACCUCUCCCCUCUCCAUCUAACACUACACCCAUCCCUCUCUCCCCGUGUCGUUCCUCCAUUUAAAAGCCCCUGUGUGUUGUUCCCCUAUGUAACAACCCCUGUUUCUCUCACUCUCUCAUAUGCCUUACACCGAUCGCUCUGAGAUGCCUCGUAUUUCAUUCUCUAGUGACGACGUUUGCAGAAACCGGGAAGCUGGCCCUGUGAAAGGCGACCCUGACUUCGAAUUCAUAGUGUUCAACUCCGACACUUUGGUCACAGCAGACGAGCUUUUCUUCCAAGGUAAAUUGCUCCCCCUUCGCCAGCCCUCAUGUUCAUCCCAAGCUUUGAUGCACAGAGUAAGCUUCAACUGUGAGGAGAGAGAGACUAAGGCUGGUGGACCAUGUGGGGUCGAAGAAGAGAUAGAGAAGAAGGCUACGGUGGUUAUCUGUGGCGAAGAGGACCCCUCUCCGAGGCCCCCCACUUGCUCUGGCAGGUGGAAAGAAUUGUUAAAGCUGAGGUUGUGGAGAGCACAGGCUCCAUCCUCCAAGAGCGAGCGCAAAGUAUCCAACGAGAGAGUAGAUGGAGUGACAAGGGUGGAGGAAGAGAAAGAAAGUGCAGUGAAGGCUGGGGAGGAGAGAGAAAGUGGAUUGAGGAAGGUGGGGGAGGAGAGAGAAAUUCUAUUGGAGGAGGAUAGAGAAUGUGAAUUGAGGAAGGUGGAGGAGGAAAGAGAAAUUGGAUUCAGGAAGGUAGCGGAGGUGAGAGAAUGUGGAGUGAGGAAGGUGAAGGUGAGGUUUGAUAAGGAGGCUGCGGCAAGGAAGAGAGAGAGUGUGAGGAUAUGCACAAGUGUGCGUGUCCGUCCCGUGUUGAACGUUCCGGUGUGCUCGAGUGUGAAGAAUCAUGGAAUUCCUCGUCUUCUUCCAGCCCCACAGAGGAGGCCAGUUCGAAAUAUCAGAAACUUUGUGGUAGGAGGGUCCGGUGGAUUCUAGCAUCGAUGGAGAAUCCGCUGUUGUUUGACAUUGUAUAUACAACCUCUCUGUGUUUUCUUCUCUAACUAUCCUUUUCAAUUAACAAGAUGAAUCGCCCUGUUUGAUUCGAGUUGUUUGUGUCCAUUGAAUAUUUAGAAUAUGCUCUUGAAUGCUUUCUUUUCAAUGGAAGCCCUUCAAUGGACUCAUCAUUAUUUUU